AUGUCUUACAACGCAAACAGGCUAUCAUAUCCCACUAGCCUCACCUUUCUGGAGUGCGUGGACCUGACCUGGAAAUUACUCACGGCCUUGGCGAUAGGUAUUUCCGCCGCCGUGAGGUUUCCAUUUUGCGGGGAGAAUGUCUCAAGUUCAUACCGAACUUAUGUGACACAUGCAGCUCUGCGGCAGCUCGCAUCGAGUCUCACCAUGCGACAGAUACAAUCUAGCACCACUGCCGCCGCCUACGAAAGCUUUGCAGCAUCGAGAGGUGUUGAGCCACGAACGGCAUUAUGGGGUGAGACUGGCAAAGGCCAUUGGGUCGGAAGCCAUCAUGCUGCGAAUGUCUUGGUAUGGUUUCACGGGGGAAACUAUUAUGCACCUGCCCAUCCAGCCUAUUUUGAAUUCUUGCACAACAUCGUUGAUGCGUUGCGCCUGUUAGGCAAGGAUUUUGCCAUCUUUGUUCCAUCGUAUUCACUGGCCCCCCACGCGCAGUAUCCCAUCCAGCUCCUCGAAGGGCUCGAGGUAUUACGGUUUCUGAUUGAGGAAGAGUCUAAGGUCGCCAGGAAUAUCGUGAUUGGAGGCGACUCCGCUGGUGGAAAUCUGGUCCUCGGGAUUCUGUCACAUAUCGCACAUCCUCAUCCUGAGAUCUCGGCGGGGUUCGUCCCAGACGAACCGUUUGCUGGCGCGCUGAUGUUAUGCCCUUGGGUGACGUUUGACCAGACAUGGCCAUCUAUUGAGAGGAAUAAAGACAAGGACUGUGUUCCGCUCCUUCCUAACAGCACCCAUGCUAGACACUUUCUGGGAGACAUGCCUUCGGACAAUUACAAUGAACCUCUCAGCGCACCACUGGAGUGGUGGACAGACCUAAAUGCACGUCGGUUACUACUACUGUCCGGCGAGGAUGAUAUCAUGGUCGAUUCUCACCAUGCGUUUGCCAGGAUUCUUGCGGCCGCAAACCCCUAUAAUACGGAAACGGUCACGGUGGUAGGAGAAGGGCAUGUUGCUCCGGUACUGGAUUUAAUGCUUGGGGAUCGGAAAGAGUUUGAGAGCAGCAAAGUUAUUCAGCGGUGGCUGUCAUCGUGCUUGUAG
This is a messenger RNA of Aspergillus wentii DTO 134E9, 1086 nucleotides long. RefSeq lists its product as uncharacterized. The record is from RefSeq and is a predicted model, not a curated record. Gene Ontology annotation, molecular function: hydrolase activity. The transcript has 5 exons. NCBI's taxonomy places the organism in Eukaryota, Fungi, Ascomycota, Eurotiomycetes, Eurotiales, Aspergillaceae. The coding region runs from base 1 to 1086 and encodes 361 amino acids.